GAGACCACGAAUUUGGGAGCUCCAGCUUACGCUGUUAAGUCUGCUGCUAAGUCAUCUUCAUCUGCCAACACUGAGGGCACUACCACACUUGCUGCUGCUUACACUGUUAGAACCACUGGUUCGUCUCAGGGUACAACUACUCUUGAGAGUGCCUCCACUGUAAGCACAACCAAUCUUGGUGCUCCAGCUUACGCUGUUAAGUCUGCUGCGAAGUCAUCUUCAUCUGUCAACACUGAAGCAACCACUUCUACUAAGGCUACAACCAACUUGGGUUCACCAGCAUAUGCUGUUAGAUCUGCUGCGAAGUCAUCCUCAUCUGCCAACACUGAGGGCACCACUACUCUUGCUGCUGCAUACACUGUGAAGACAACCUCCGCAACUGCAGCAACUUCCACUACCAGCACUGAGCCAGAACUUGUGGGUGUUUUCUCCUCCGGAACACUUAAGUGGAGUUUCGUUAUUCCAGGCUACCUUGGUCCAUGGGAAUCUGUUGAAUUAAACUUGGAAGUUGCUGAAGCUGGUUCCUUUGAAUACACUGAAGCCACUGCUUACCUCAAUGGAGAGGAACUCACAGAUGCUAACAUCGAGAUCACCUCUAGUACAAUCACAUUUAUCUAUGGUUCUUCUAUUGGUGAAUCCGACUCAUUAGAGAUUAAGUAUUCUGCCAGAAUUGUUACUGGUGCUUCUUGGACUUCUAACGCACACUUGUCUAUCACUUCCGAUUCUAAGUUGAUGAAGAGAGAGACACUCACAUGGGAUUUGUCAUCCACCAUCAAGGUUUCUGACUCAGAAUCUUCAGCUGAAGUUGUCGAAGCUGGAAGCACAGAAGUUGCAACUAAGACUGUCGAUCCUGAGACUUCAACUGCUGCUGUAACUGUCCAAGAGACUACUACUCUUGCAGCUGAUGAGACCACUAAGGUCGUUGCUACUGAUGCUGAGACCACUACUCUUGCAGCCGAUGAAACUACUGAGACCACUGCUACUCAGACUGAAGCCACAGAGGAGACCACUGUAACUGAAUCCUCAGAGGAAACAACAGCAACUGGAUCCACUGAGGAGACCACUGCUGAGUCUACUGCUGAGUCUACUGAAGAGGCCACUGCUGAGUCUACUGCUGAGUCCACUGAAGAGGCCACUGCUGAGUCCACUGCUGAGUCCGUUGAGGAUUCUACUGCUGAGUCUACUACUGAGUCUACUACUGAGGCCACAUCCACUGAAGCCACAUCUACAGUUCCAGAGGUUUCGGCCAUUGAAGGUGGUGUUGGUAAGGUUUCUGUUCCAACAGUCUUCUGUUUGGUCUUCGGUUUGUUGUUGAUUUGA
This is a messenger RNA of Williopsis jadinii, 1320 nucleotides long. RefSeq lists its product as uncharacterized. The annotation marks the transcript as partial. NCBI's taxonomy places the organism in Eukaryota, Fungi, Ascomycota, Saccharomycetes, Phaffomycetales, Wickerhamomycetaceae. The record is from RefSeq and is a predicted model, not a curated record. The transcript has a single exon.